AACUCCAUCUCCGCUUCUUCCCCAUUUCAUUUCAUAAAGACAUAAACUCGCAAUUCUCUUAAUCACAUCACCAACUUUUGCCAUUUGCGAAUUUAAUCCUUCGUCUUCGUUGAGAUAACAAAAGAAAAAAAAAAAAAAAAAAGCAAAAACCCUAAACCUUCGACUUCCCACUGAUCUCUGCUCUUCACCAAUGGAGUUUUGGGGUGCUGAGGUUAAAGUUGGAGAACCUCUCUUGGUGAGUCCCGGAGAGGAGAAGAUACUGCAUCUGUCGCAGGCCUGUCUUGGAGAGUCCAAGAGCAAAGGAAGUGAACAGGUUUUCCUAUAUGUCAAGGUUGGCAAUCAAAAACUUGUUCUUGGGACACUAUCCUCGGAGAAAUUCCCACAAGUGUCUUUUGACCUGGUGUUUGACAAAGAAUUUGAGCUAUCUCAUAAUUGGAAAAAUGGAAGCGUGCACUUUACAGGAUAUACAUCUCUCCUUCCAGAAGAGGAGGAAUCUACUUAUACUGAUUCUGAAGAGGAUUUUCCUCUAGCUGUCACUGACAAUGGAAAGCCAGAGCCAGAGCCUAAGAAAGAUGCAAAGCCUGAUACUUCCGGAACCAAGAAAAAAGUGCAGAUUGUAGAACCAAACAAAGUUGCCUCUAAUUCAAAUAUUGACAGUAAGAAGAAUGAAGACAGUUCUGAUGAAGAUGAUGACGAGGAUGAGGAGAGCACAGAUGAUGAGAAUGAAAAUGGAGGUGAAGAAGAUGAUACCAAUGAUGACGAAAAUGAGUCUUCUGGAGUCGAUAGCGAAGACUCUGAUGAGGACUCGGAUGACAGUUUGGAAGAGGACGAGCAGACACCUAAAAAGGCUGAAGCAAGCAAGAAGAGGCCUUUAGAUUCUGCUAAUAAAACGCCUGCUCCUGAUAAGAAGGCAAAACUCGUCACUCCUCAGAAGACUGAUGGCAAGAAAGGCGUUGCUCAUGUAGAUACUCCUCAUCCUUCAAAGAAGGCCGGGAAAAUGCCUGCUGCUAAUGACAAAACUAAACAGCAGACUCCCAAAUCAGCAAAUGCCGCAUUCCCUUGCAAAACUUGCAACAGGACAUUUGGCUCAGAAACUGCAUUACAAUCCCACACAAAAGCCAAGCACACAGCCGACAAGUGAUCGGGUUAUUGUUUUAGGAGGAAUAUGGUGCAUGGAUCAGCUCAACCUGACCAGUAUAUCAGAUCAGAAUCACGAUACUGGAUGGUUGUGAAUUUUCUACCCCGAUCCUUUUGAGGUUCAUUUUCUAAAUAUUCAGGUGUGAUUUCAAAUCUUAUUAUUAUCAUAAGCUCUAGUUACUUGUGAAUGGCUUGUCUUCGACAUUGCGUGUGCUGUAGAAUUUUUUUAGAUCCAGUAGAAUAUUGUUUAAUGUUACUUAGCUGGAGCUUGGAGUUAUCUUUAUUAUUAUUGCCUUC
Molecule: messenger RNA, 1434 nt
Organism: Cucumis melo (muskmelon)
Lineage: Eukaryota; Viridiplantae; Streptophyta; Magnoliopsida; Cucurbitales; Cucurbitaceae
Product: histone deacetylase HDT1
Exons: 10
Coding region: 191-1141 (316 amino acids)
Source: RefSeq, a predicted model, not a curated record